Spinacia oleracea (spinach) is the source of this 1710-nucleotide messenger RNA. RefSeq names its product protein FAR1-RELATED SEQUENCE 5-like. NCBI's taxonomy places the organism in Eukaryota, Viridiplantae, Streptophyta, Magnoliopsida, Caryophyllales, Amaranthaceae. Bases 1 to 1710 code for a protein of 569 amino acids. Gene Ontology annotation, molecular function: metal ion binding; oxidoreductase activity, acting on single donors with incorporation of molecular oxygen, incorporation of two atoms of oxygen. The record is from RefSeq and is a predicted model, not a curated record. The transcript has 6 exons.
AUGCCAGAACCAAACACUCCUGAAUAUGAAGAACUUGAGAAAAAACCUGACACUGUGUAUCUCGGGCAAAGAGAGACUCGCGAAUGGACUGCAGAUAGUGUACCAUUAGAAGCGUUUGGGAAAUUCGGGAAAAAGUUGGAGGAAAUAGAAGAUAAGAUUGUAGGGAGGAACAAAGAUGAGAAACUGAAGAAACGAGUUGGUCCAGUGAAGUUGCCAUAUACAUUGCUGUAUCCUUCAAGCGAUGCAGGACUCACGAGUGUGUGGGUUUGGUUGUCAGGGAUGAGAAGUAUAUAUGAUGUUGAAGAUGAAGAUGAAGGCACAUCUCAGCAAGUUAUGGUUGCAAAUCAAUGUAUUGAAGAAGGUUCAAUAAUACAUUCAAUUGAUACAAACCACAACAUCUUUGAAAAUCCAAAUAAUGAGCAGGAAGAAAACAUUGAUAAAGAAUUAGAUGGCAGUUUAAUUGGAGAAGCAAGGAAAACAACCGAUGAGAUUUAUGAUCUAUAUUGCAAACAUGCUGCUAUUAUUGGUUUUAGUGUACGAAAAGGGAAGAAUAGAUAUAAAGAAGGAACCACAAUUGUUAAUGGAAAAUACUUCUACUGCUCUGCUGCUGGAAUAAAAGACCCUCCUAAAAACAAAGAACUCAAAAAUGAAGAUGAUCAAUCAGAUGCAAAAAAGAAAGAAAGGAGAAAGAGGGUUAUGAUAACAAGAACAAAAUGUGAAGCUCAAAUAUUUGCAAAGAAGAAUGAAAAUGGAGAUUUUGAAAUAGAAAAGCAUGUAGUGGUACAUAAUCACCCAUUGACAAGAGAAAUAAGUAAUUAUCUCCACCGAUCGGAACGACAAAUGACAGAACCUAAAAAAGAAGCUAUUGAGGCAAUGUCAGAAUGUGGUCUAAGACCAAUGGAGUCUUAUAGGUAUAUGUCAACAGAAACUGGCGGAGACGACUGUGUAGGUCAUACGAUGAUUGAUCAUCUAAACUACUGCUACAAGUUAAAAAUGAAGCAAAUUGAUGGCAAGGAUUCACAAACACUAGUGAACAAACUGUAUGACAUACAAUCAAUAGAUCCCGAGUUCUUUUUCAGAGUAAGACUCAAUGCUGAAGGAAAAGUUGAGUGCCUAUUUUGGAGGGAUUCUAUGAUGAGAGAAGAUUACAAAAUAUAUGGAGAUGUUCUAGUUUUUGAUACUACAUUCAGAACCAAUAAGUACAAUCUCAUAUGUGCUCCAUUUGUUGGUAUCAAUAACCAUUGGAAAAACACAAUGUUUGCUUGUGCUUUCAUUGGGGAUGAAACCACAGAAUCUUUCGUUUGGGUGUUUGAAACUUUUCUGAAGGCUAUGGGAGGAAAGCACCCUAUAUCAAUUUUCACUGAUCAAGAUGCAGCUAUUGCUGCUGGAAUAGAACAGGUUUUUCCUUCUUCAAGACACAGGUUAUGCUUGUGGCACUUGAGUAAAAAUGCAAACAGUAGGUUUGGUUUAUUGAAGUCUGAUAAAAACUUCAAAAACGCAUUCUACAAGUGUUUAAGUGGGUGUAUAACACCAAAUGAUUUUGAAGAAACUUGGAAAUCUAUGAUCAACACUUUUAAGCUGGAAAAAGAUGACUGGUUCAACAGAUUGUAUGGUCUAAAAGAAAAAUGGUGUACAGCUUUAAGUAAAGAUUUUUUUUCUGCCGGUAUACUUUCUUCACAAAGAAGUGAAAGUACAAACCAUGCUAGCUAA